This is a messenger RNA of Pungitius pungitius (ninespine stickleback), 2619 nucleotides long. RefSeq names its product empty spiracles homeobox 3 (gene emx3). Bases 347 to 1093 code for a protein of 248 amino acids. The record is from RefSeq and is a predicted model, not a curated record. NCBI's taxonomy places the organism in Eukaryota, Metazoa, Chordata, Actinopteri, Perciformes, Gasterosteidae. Gene Ontology annotation, cellular component: nucleus. The transcript has 3 exons. Gene Ontology annotation, biological process: regulation of transcription by RNA polymerase II; central nervous system development; neuron differentiation. Gene Ontology annotation, molecular function: RNA polymerase II cis-regulatory region sequence-specific DNA binding; DNA-binding transcription factor activity, RNA polymerase II-specific.
ACCCUCUCGGCUCCAGACUCGAGCGCAAAGGAGACACGGAGCUGAGCCCCAGGACCGCGCGGACCGGAGGCUUCACAGGAAUACAUCAAUAAAUCAAUACGUCCUCCGCUGCACGGCGCGCACGGAGCGGACUCCGCAGAGACCCCGCCCCGCACGCACAGGUGAGAAGAAGAGCGGCUUCACCAGGUGCGACCAGGUCCGGAUCGUGUUUUUACGCACGGGGAACUCUUGGGAAGAGUUAUGGCUCUCGUGGGGACACCGGGACUCUGAGCUCCCCUCAGUCCGAGGAACUGGACUAGAACUGGACGCCGAUCUGUUCACAAGUUCACCAUCUUCAGGACGCACCAUGUUCCACCACAGCAGCGGCAAGAAGUGCUUCACCAUCGAGUCCCUGGUCGGGAAGGACGCGAGCAGCCGCGGCCCCGGAAGCACCGGAGGCACCGGCUCAGGGGAUGAACCCAUCCGGCCCACGGCGCUCCGGUUCCCGGAGUCCCUGCACCCCGCCGCCUCCGGGGUGUUCGGCUCCUGCUUCCAGGGGAGCGGCGGGAGGACUUUGUACUCCACCGGGCCAGACGUGGUGCUCCAGGAGCCCGGAACGCACAGCCACGGCGGCCUGCCGCUGCACCCGCUGCAGCUCCCCCCGCAGGGCUUCUUCAGCCCGCAGCACCGCGAGGCGCUGGGCUUCUACCCGUGGGUGCUGCGCAGCCGGUACCUGGGCCACCGCUUCCAAGGGGAAGACAGCAAUCCCGAGAACCUGCUGCUCCACGGCCCGUUCUCCAGGAAACCCAAGCGGAUCCGGACGGCCUUCUCGCCGUCCCAGCUGCUCCGACUGGAGCGAGCCUUCGAGAAGAACCACUACGUGGUCGGAGCGGAGAGGAAGCAGCUGGCCAGCGCGCUGUGUUUGACAGAGACGCAGGUGAAGGUCUGGUUCCAGAAUCGCAGGACGAAGCACAAGCGUCAGAAGUUGGAGGAGGAAUCUCCCGAAGCGCAGCAGAAGAGGAAGGGAAGCCAGCACAUCAACCGCUGGAGAGCAGCCACACAGCAGCCGGGGGGAGGGGGGGGGGAGGACGUGGACGUCCUCAGUGAGGACUAGAGACUCACACACACACACAAACGCACACAUACACACUCACAAUGACACACCAUCAGAUUGAGUUCAUGUGAACAGGAUUAGCUCGUUUAGCUCGUGAUGCUAAAAGGAAGACAGCUGACCUUCAUGAACCUUUCAAAAGAAAACGCACCACGAGGCCAACCAGACACACACACACACACAGACACACACACAUCAGCAUCAACACACCACACAAACGGGACUCACCUCCCCGAGAACUGAUACAUGUCCCUGAAGGCAUCACACUGCAAACAGCAGGAGGCCCAAACUGUCCUGCUGAAGACGUCUAAAACUCUGAAGAGCAUCUUAAAAAUGGUGACCCAUACUUUCCUUUCCUCUCGAGGAGAAACCAGAGACGCAGCUGCUGACUUUUCGGUGCCAAACGCAGCCAGCAUUCCUCAAAUGAAAUAGAAAUAAAGUGAGAGGAGAAGCUGGUUUCUGAGCUUCUGUUCGCAGCAGACGGCGAGAAAAUCUGCUCGGCCGAGGAAGACGAGUCUGAAGAAGGAGAGCGAGAAGAAUACCCCUCGAACACGUCGACGGUGUUAAAAAACAAAGCCUAGUGGUCGCUGUCCAGGGUCCAGGAGGACGUGUUCCACUGGAUCACGUGAUCACAUCUAGAUUGCAUCCUCUCGAAUAAUCCCACAUACUCAAAUAUAGUUCUUAAUGAUGUCAACGUGGUGUUUUAAGCCUUGAGCAGGUUGUCCAUCAAUACGUUUUAAAAGCAGCGCUAGUUGGUGUUAGCAUUUGUUAGCUCGCUCGCUUACUGCCUCCCACGAGGCGCGUUUACACCCAACUGAAGACGAGUUGGUACCAAACAUUAAAUGGAACUUGUUUGAAUCCAACAGCAAUAAAUCCCUCGAGUCUGAGAGGCUCUUUAGCUGAGAAACAAAAAACACGCCUGAGGGACAAAAGAUGUAGAAGAAACCUCAUGUCUGUCAUGUGGUCCAACUUCCUGUUUCCUGUUUCCUCUGCGAGCUCAUUGGUCACUGAGGGCUUCAUAAAAAAAAACAGGAGGGAUUAACACAUUUGUUGGUGAUGCGGAUUAAUCCCUAAAUAUGAAGCCCAGGAGCAGGAGCUGCUCAGCGGCACUGCGGCAGAACCAGAAACCAGCUGAUCCAGCUCCAACGGUUUCAUUCUGCUGGUUCCUUGUUUUCUCUUUGCUUGUGUUUUUGGACUUUUUGGAAAAAUGUAGGUAUUUAUGUAAAAAGAUGGAUUUCAACAAAAAUAUUCUAUGCAUCUGUUGUGUACAUAAUUAUAAUGAUGAUGAUGAUGAUGAUGAUGAUAAUAAUGUGUCGACUGUUUGUUUCCCACUUUGUCCGUUCAUCUGUUUCUUUUUCAUGGACAGAUUUGCCUCAUCAACUUAUGUAGCACUUCUUCUUCUUCUUCUUCUUCUUAGUCCAAUCUAUUUUUUUAUCGUUUUAGGAUGGAAUGCACUAACUGUACGACGCGUCCUCUCACAGAGACGCUUUGUUCCGGCUGUGUUCACGUUGGAAACAAAUAUAAAUAAA